Bipolaris maydis ATCC 48331 is the source of this 1002-nucleotide messenger RNA. RefSeq lists its product as uncharacterized. The record is from RefSeq and is a predicted model, not a curated record. Gene Ontology annotation, cellular component: nucleolus. Gene Ontology annotation, biological process: endonucleolytic cleavage to generate mature 5'-end of SSU-rRNA from (SSU-rRNA, 5.8S rRNA, LSU-rRNA); endonucleolytic cleavage in 5'-ETS of tricistronic rRNA transcript (SSU-rRNA, 5.8S rRNA, LSU-rRNA); small-subunit processome assembly. Gene Ontology annotation, molecular function: RNA binding. Lineage: Eukaryota; Fungi; Ascomycota; Dothideomycetes; Pleosporales; Pleosporaceae.
AUGGUGACGCGCAAACGGAACGAGUACCUCGACGUAGAGGAGAGCGAGGACGAUGAGAGGGGCUAUGAUUCUGAGGAAGAGAGCAGAGCGCGCAUGCUGCCAGCAUCGAAACGCCAAAAGACAGACCAUGAUUCAGGAACAGAAGAAGACCAGGAAGACGAGAACGAAGAUGCGAAAUCUCAAGGCGACAACGACAACGCAGAAGACGAAGACGACGAGCCAAAACCCUUUGCCUCCAAGAGCGCCGAAUUAGCCCAUCUUGAGAAACUCGCCGCAUCCCUUCCUUCUGAACUGAGACUACAAUCCACGAAACUCGGCAAAGUGCUACCCCAAUCUCCACUUAAAAAGGACAAAUCCGGCGUCAUAUACCUCUCGCGCGUUCCACCAUUCAUGAAGCCCGCCGUUCUUCGUUCGCUAUUGCAGCCCUACGGCGCUGUCGGUCGCAUAUUCCUCACUCCCGAAUCCUCCACAGCGCGCACACAACGGCUGCGCAACGGCGGCACACGCCGCAAGCUCUUCCUCGACGGCUGGGUCGAAUUCCUGCACAAGCGCGAUGCCAAGUUCGUAGCCGAGAAUCUCAAUGCGCAGACCAUGGGCGGCAAGAAGAGAGGCAGAUGGCACGAUGAAGUGUGGAAUAUCCGGUACCUGAGCGGCGUCAAGUGGCACAAUCUUGUCGAGCAGAUUCAAAACGAGAAUGCGGAGCGCGCAGCACGACUCAGAUUCGAAAUUGCACAGGGCAAGAAGGAGAACAAGGCGUUCUUGGAGAACGUGGAGCGCGGCAAGGUGGCUAGUGGAAUUGAGGCUACGCGAAGAAAGAGAGGUGAGGAUCUGGAUACCGAUCAGAACGCGGCAGAGACAGCGGAUGCGGUACAAGAAGCGGGUGAGAAACCCAAGAGGAGAAAGGGCAGACUCGAGUUCUCACAACAUACAACGACAAGCAAGGCGAUGAAGAAGCCGGAGCCGGGCCAGGACGUGAAUAGAGUGCUCAGUAGUAUGAUGUGA